UGUGUUUACAUAGAUGCCUCAUGGCAAGUCCCACCGUCGCUCCGAGGCAGCCAGGAGGAGGAUGGCGGAGUGUCGGACUGAGGUUCUCGGACCUCAGUCGGCCUCCAGUGAUACUACUGCAUAUCGUGGCACCGGCUGGCGCCACAAAGUGCACCGAUGGCCAACUUCUGCGCACACUGUGCGCCAGCACAAGUUGGUCAUUCCUGCUGAGGUCCCAGACAAGAAGUUCGUUCUUGUUGUUGGGGCAUCCCAUCUGCGCUUCCUUGCAGAUGAGAUUGUGCCGAUGCCAGAAGAUCGCUACAGCUUUGGCUUCAUGUCGACUCCAGGGGCGUGCGCGGACCACCUUAGGACUGAAGUUGUUCACGCUGUUCUUCCUCGGACCCCUGAUGCUGUUUGUCUCAUUGCCCCUGGAAACAACCUGACGGCCAGCACCACGCCCGAGCACGGGGGCGCAGCUUUUCACCGCUACCUGGUGACUGUCUGCAACGUCUGGCCAACUGCACAGGUUUUUGUUGUGGACCUUGUCCCACGCUUGACGGUCCCGGGGGAUGUUCAAGAGUUUUUCCGUCAGGAAUUUCACCGCGUGUCAGCUCGCCUUGGUGUUAAGUACUAUCACCACGCUGGCCGCUUCCUCCUGAACAACCGGAAGCUGUGGUGCCGUGAUGGUGUGCACCUCAGUGAUGACAUGGGGAUGCCCCUCCUCGUGGACUCACUGUUGGCUGCCACCACCCACCACCUGGAGACACUGGCACCUACGCCACAGGUGCCGCGCCCGGUGUCUCCCACGCCUAAACCCAGGCCUCCGCCACGGGUUGUACCACGUGUGGUUGUGGUUGGGGAGGUCCCUGUUCCACGCCCCCCCCCCCCGAGAGGACAACUGAACCACUCCAGUGACCAUGAGCGUGGCUCUGGUUCACCCCAGAAGAGGGUGGUUCAUCAUGCGGUGGAUGGCCCUCCAGUGGCCGUGAGGGAGUGUUUCAUUCCACUGAAUCCUGUCCAGUUUUCACCGGCUGUGUUGGCUGCCAUGGACAAGGUUGUUCCAUUGGCUCUUGGCGGCGUUCCCACAGGCAACGAGGUAAUUAACCUGAAAGUUACUUCUGAUUUAUUACAUAUUAUUAAAUUAGCUUUCCUUUCUUUACACUUGAAAUAA
This is a messenger RNA of Thalassophryne amazonica, 1150 nucleotides long. RefSeq lists its product as uncharacterized. Lineage: Eukaryota; Metazoa; Chordata; Actinopteri; Batrachoidiformes; Batrachoididae. The record is from RefSeq and is a predicted model, not a curated record. Bases 14 to 1150 code for a protein of 378 amino acids. The transcript has 8 exons.